Messenger RNA from Copidosoma floridanum, 7713 nucleotides. Its product is annotated as (E3-independent) E2 ubiquitin-conjugating enzyme UBE2O. The record is from RefSeq and is a predicted model, not a curated record. NCBI's taxonomy places the organism in Eukaryota, Metazoa, Arthropoda, Insecta, Hymenoptera, Encyrtidae. Gene Ontology annotation, molecular function: ubiquitin conjugating enzyme activity.
AAUACACCUAUACUUACUUAUAUCAGUUACUUAUCAGUAGUGCACUGGUAGUACAGAGAACAAAACAGUAUUAAGUAACGAUACCGGGAACAGUCCCGAGACUCCCGAGAGAGAGACGACCGUGCAGGACCUACUGUUGCAACGACAGGAGAGCAUCAGCUGGUCCAGGGGCCGCCGGCGGGUCCUCGACCCUCGACUCCUGUUUUUGUCUCCUCCCCCCUCGAAGCUACGGAGCUUAACUAGUACAGCUCACGGGUAUAACCUCGCCCGCGAGGUCAGAGAUCCUCAAGGGGCGUACAGCGUAUAUGUCUCAAUAGGUAGCUUAUAGGUACACCGAGUUGAUGCUGCAGCUUACAUCACACCAGUGCAUAUAAUACGUAGAUACGAUACCUAGAGCGUGAUACUUGGGUAACACGCGCCAAGAGGAGGAGGAGAAGGAACACGGCACCACGUAUAGUACUUGUACCUAAGAAAAAGAAGAAGAAUAGUACCAUCAUCUCCACGACGAGGAGCCGGAAUCAAUCGUCGCUCCCGCUCGUGCGCACACACAGAGCAGCCAGGAGAGGAGGUGGUGGGUGGUGGUGGUGGAGGAGGGACCCUCGUCGGUAGUAGUGAGAGAAGGUGUAUUAUGGCCGUACCGAUAAACAACAGCCCCACGAUCAACAAUGUGGACACCCAGUACUUCUACGAGGAUGUCGUCUACAGGGUGGACAAGCGCGGCAAUGUCGAGUUCGGCAUCGUCAUGGAGAACGACGACCAGGAGCUGUCGGACGAGAGCAGCGACAACGAGGACAGUCCUAAGCGCAAGAAGGGCGAGAUCAGGGUCGUCUGGCAUCCGUCCGGCGUUGAGGAACUCGUCAACUCGAAAAAGGUUCAUUUGGCAGACAGAACUUUGAUGCCUGGAGAUGUUGUCAGACGUAUGAUUAAAGGAAAAGAUACACAGCGAGGGUACUGCAGAGAUAUUGAGCUGACUGCUUGUGUACAAGUUAUUGGUACCAAACAAAUACUUACCAACAUCAGAAGCGAGGAUUUGGUGCCACUUGAGGAGUUUGCUGCGGAUAUCGCAGUGUGCAUGGAUUCUUGGGUGGGUGGAAUCAGAAUGGUACAUUUCAAGUUAUGGUUAGUCACUCCUGACGGCUCAAGAUGUGUUAUUAACGAGAUAGACGCCAGAGGAUUGGAACAUUUUGAGGAAAAGCGAGAAACGGAUAACGAUUUUCCUCACACAUCGGAGUUUUAUCCCGGCCAAAGCCUGUGGGGCCCCAUACAUUGUCUGGAAGAGGCUCAGUGGAUCCAGUGUACAAAAGAAAUGAAGGCCAAACGAAAGUCAAAGCCGCAGCGUAUCACAAAGGUCGUCGUGGAGAAGGUGGAGACCGAUUGGGUCGGUGUGCACUGGCAGUGCCGUGCUUACUCGAAAGACGGCGUCUGGUCAAAUCAGGCGCACCCGAAAUUCGUUGUCGAGGGCGAGGACCUCCCAAAACUCAAGCUGCUCAACGUGUUUGAGCCUUCAACGCUGCAGGUUGGCGAUCGCAACUUUUACGUGAUCAAAGGCAACGAAACGGUGAUAACGCGGGAGCAGUGGCGCAAGCAACAGCGUGAGAUCUUUCAAGUUCCUAAGAGUCCCCGCAAGACGCGCAACAUGUCCAAGGCGGCCGUCGAAGAGAAAAUAAAGCGCGAGAGGAGAGACAUGUCACAGGAGAAGGAGAAGGACGUCAACGACGUGAACGUUGAUAACAAAGUGAACAGUGAGAAAGACGUGAUGAGUAAUAAUCUGCUGGCACCUCCGCCGGUUAAUGUUAAUGCGGAGAGCUCGGAUGAUUGGGACACCGAGGAUACUGGCUCGCAAAGUGAUUCAGCUUCGAUUUCCAGUGGCUGUUCAAGCAUGUCAUCAAUGGGAAAAAAGAAAAAAGGUCCUGCACUGAUGACCAAGUUCCUUAAAAAACGCAAACUGUGCAAGGCUAGGAAAAAAGUUCCACCGCCUCCACUAGAACCUGGAACGAAAAUUGUCGUGGAAACUGUUUCUACCAACACAAAGGCAAAUGUAGUCUGGCAGGAUGGUUCUGUAGAGUUUGGUAUUCCUUCGACUCAACUAUACCCGAUUCACCAUCUGGAUGAUAAGGAAUUCUUCCCUGGCGAUUUCGUUGUUGAUCAGAAAGAAGAAUCGAGAAUGUACGGAGUGGUGCAGAGUGUAGAUCACCAAGGAAGGACCGCUAAAAUAAAGUGGUUCAAAACAUACACAUCUAGUCAAAGUCCUCAACCAACAUUUUUGGAAGAACGUGAAGUAAGCGUGUAUGAUCUCAAGGACCAUCCAGACUUUCAGUACCGGCCGGGCACUCUAGUCAUACGCAUAGCAAACUUCGAGGGUGAAGACGCAGGAUGUACAGCAGGUCAAGUCCUCGACAAUUAUCCGGAAGGUCGAGUAAAGGUCUGGUGGGUGGACGGCCACGUGAGCAUGUGCUGGCCCCAGGAUCUUUACAAAGUGGGCGAGUACGACAGCGACGAUGGCGAGUUGUGGGACGACGUAUCUUCGGAUGCCUCGUGGGAAACCGAAUUGGAGGACUUUACGGCAGACAACGAUACACCUAGUGCCGAGCAAGCUGAAAAUAUCAAGCCAAAACUCGCGGCGCACAUCGAGAAGGCCCGCAUAGCUAUGUCACGGCUCGAGGAGAUUUUCACGCAAAAUCCGUCCUUGCAAACGACUGAAGUCAUGAGGAGACUACUAGAAGUUUACAAAGAUUGUAGGUACAUGGACAGGCUGAUGGGUACGUCGUUCUUCCACGAAAGCCACUUCCAAGGUUUGUUGGAGAGAGUCAGAGAAAGAGGGAGAGCGAAUGUUGCUCAACGAAUGGCUGAUCAGGUCAAUAGAUUGUUCAGCCAGACUGAGAGCAACUCGGAAGGUAGCUCAGAGCUCGUCGAGUCCAAGAGUCAAGAUGCCCAGAAAAACACGAGUGUCAAUAACUCGCUCGAAAAAUCUGCCUCUGAGGAAAUCAGCGUUGUGUUCACGGAAGAAGAUUCUGUAUUGAACGACGAUGAGAACAAGAAUGAGAGUGCCAAGAACGUCGAGCCGAACACAAAUCAGUUGUUCAUCAACAUCAAUCGUAACCCCGAGGACUCGGGUCUGUUUUCGGCCGAGCACUCGAAAAAGGAGUCUGGCUCCAGCGACUCUAGUGGUGAGUUUCUGUUGAGCGAAGACGUCAACAACAUCGACAAAUCACCCGCAGCCGAGCCCCCAAAGUCCCUGCCUUUACCAGACAACAUUGGAAUUGUCAGUGUAGGCUCCUCGCAAGUAUGCGUCAAACUUUGUAAUCUCAUCAAAGCUCAAUUGGUUUUAGCGCACGCCGAAGUUUCAAAGAGAUUCGGAUUAUCGAAAAUGUCGCUUUCGGACGCGGCGAAAACUACAGCUUCGCCGGUGAAAAAGCUUAAGAAAGAAGACGACAAGAUAAUCGAGAACAUCUUGUCGGAGCCGUCCGACUCGUCCAUCGAGAUCCCUCCACUAGUGUACUUGGAAGGCGAGGGCUUCUCGAUAGAGGAACAGGCACCCGACAGCCACAAGUUCAAGCUAACGAUGUUCCAGCCGACGGAUCGUCCAAACUUCUUUCGCACCGUGUCUAAAGAACUGAAGCUCUUGAAAAGCUCAUUGCCUCCGGGUAUUUGGGUUAAAGGUUUCGAGGACAGGAUGGACCUUUACUCCGUCAUGAUGCGUGGUCCGGAAAAGACACCUUACGAAGACGGUCUCUUCCUGUUUGACUUCCAGUUGUCGGCCGACUAUCCAACGGCACCUCCGUUGUGCCAUUAUAUAUCAUACUGUAGCGACAGGCUAAAUCCGAAUCUUUACGAGGAUGGUAAGGUCUGCGUAAGUUUGCUGGGCACGUGGGCUGGUCGCGGCACGGAAGUCUGGACGAGCGCGUCCACGUUGCUCCAAGUCAUCGUUUCCAUUCAGGGUUUGAUCCUCGUGGCGGAGCCGUACUUCAACGAGGCUGGCUUCGAAAAGCAAAAGGGCUCGCAACAGGGCCGCGAGAACUCGCGCAUGUACAACGAGAUGGUCACGCUGAAGCUCGUGCAGUCGCAGAACAAGCUACUGCAGUACCCACCGCCCGUGUUCAGGGACACUAUAAUCCAGCACUUUAAGCGCCACUCGGAGAAACUGCUGCAUCGGCUCGAGCUCUGGAUGGAGAUAUCCGAGCAGCACAACAACCAGCAUCCGCUCUCCCCCGUCACACCAACUACGUUCAAACAGAUUGCUCCCGUUGACAAUCGAAUUCUACCAGAGUUCCCGCUAAUACCAGCUUCCAAGGGCUUUUGCAUAACGCUGAAAAACACCUUGGCAAACUUUAAGCGCACUCUUAUCAAAGAAGGCAUAAUUCAGCUGAGUCUGGAGUCUCUGUUGCUCAACGACUGCUCGCGCGAUUCUCUGAACCGAUCGAGUACUCGGGACUCGAUGGAGGAGGAUGACAGUGGCACCUCCGCUUUACCACGCACACCGUCAGCACAGCAAAGCGCCGAGGAAACAACCACCCAAGACUCAUCUGCCACGAAGCCCGGCGUUGUACAGCAAAACGAGACGAAGAGAGACAGCCUGGAGCGCCAGAUCAGCUAGCCACAAGGUAAAGCCAAAGCACGCUUAGCUUGCAAAAAUAAUCUCACGGCCAUUCGGUAAUACACGGCGAUUGCCGAUGUACCGUACAGUCCUACCGGAAAUUGUUCGAGAGCAAGCCAUCGCACUGAUCGAUCGAUUGAUUGAUUGGUUGAUUACAAAUAAGAGACGAGCGCUAACCGAGCGGACAAGGCCGUCCCUAGUACCUAUGCAAUAUAUUUAUAGAAUACCAAAUAACACAAUGCUAAUGUCGCGCCGCUACAUACAGUUGUACUCUGCUGCGCGGGGGGAAGUGAUGAUAGCCGUAGAGCUGUAAUUUUUCUCUGUUGUCCUGUCGAAGCGUCGCGUCGUGGUCCUCGAGCGAGUAGGCACGCCACUUGACAUUCAUGACACAAUAAUCAUAGCGAAUAUACGCGUACGUACAUUGUGUACACUUGUCACUAUAGAAUUAUAUACAUAAAUAUAUAUAUACAUUAAAUUAUACGUUUAUUGAAACGGUUCAUAAGAAAUGAGAGGUCUUUUUUUCGUCGUUGUACGUAAUUAUUCGAUUGUCUACAAGCGCAAUAUGAAUUUCUGCCUCAAAGUUAUUUCGUGUCUGAAAAAUUCCAAACUAAUGUAUAAUGUUGUUUUCAACAAUCAAAUACUUAUUUGAAAGUUUACCAUCUUCUUUGUAAACGUUUUGUGGACGAGUCACUGAAAAAAAAAUAAAAUAAAAAAAUAAUUUAAUCGUAGGUCUGUCUUUGGAUGUAAUUUGAUUAAAAAACUGUUUGUCUAUUUCAAGUUUAACGAGUAAAUUUUGUAGACUAGGAAUUUCCUGAAAGGAGCUUUUCCAUUCAGAAAUUUGUGUUAACAUUUCUUUCUUGAAUAUUCGUCGUCCCUACCGUAGCAUCAAAAGUCAAGUAAAUACAAUUUUGAGGCAGAUUUUUAAGGGAAUCUCAAGCGAACGUUUGUAAUUAGAUAUUUAAAACGAGCGCACGUAAACGAUAAAAGGCAGGAAAUAAAAUGAAAAAUAACGGAAAAAAGGUAGCGGAACAACCUGACUAUAGUACAGUUUUCUGCUGCGCCAUUAAAUUGAGCAAAAGUCGUUUAAACGAUUAAAUUGCAUUAGAGCAAGAGUCAUUGAGUUGAAAAAUUAAAACCUUGUAAUUACAAAGUCUCGCGAGGUAUUGUGCGAGCUAUAAAUAAUUAUAAGGUACACAAAAGCAAUUUAAUAAAGUAAGACCGUGCAUUUGUCUCGAGCUCAAUGUGAGCGUUUUUUUUCUUAGAGCAGCGUCGUGAAGCAUUUCGCGAGCUCUCAGCUCUAGUCACAAAUUUUAGAAAAUUAUGUUUGGUAUUUAUCGGUUUUUUUUUUGUUUUUUAUACUAGGAAUUGGAUUGAUUUGUUUUUUCAUGUUUUGAAAAAAAAAAAAAUAAAUUACGAUACAAUCACUUUAGUGAGCGUCGGGCGUACAACUGGAUGAAAAAUAGAUGAACGAAUCGCGUUGUGGCAUAUUUCUUAAUUAACAAAAUUUUAAAAAGUACUUAGAGCCGCUGCAUUUAACCGGCGUGAGUUAAAAAAAAAUUACUAGGGAAAAAUAAAAAUCACAUGUAUACUCUGUUCACAACUCGUUAAUGUCAUCCAUUUGAGACGAACGCUAUCGUGGGUUCGGGAAAAAAAGGGGUAAUAAAACAAGGUUACGAAUAAUUAGAGGAAAACUAAUUUAUAAAAAUGACUUUAGUGAAAAUAGGUCGUAUAGAAUUUAGAUGAGAAAAAUUCGAUUCGUAGAUCAGUCUAUCGACGAGAAUUCAAUGUUAUCGAUUAUUCUGUAGGUUUAGAGAUCUGAAAAAUGUAUCAAAACAUUUGAGAACAAAGUAAGGACUUUCUCAUGCUCCGCUCUUCAUAUGACAGUUUUCCGUACCAAGUAACGGCAUACGUGUCUUCUAAUGUAUACUGCGAUCUCAUUUUGAUUCUUUGUAGUGCCAUAAUUCUUGCUUCAAUGCUCUGAACUUGAUUUGAUAGACACGUAAGAGAUGCAAUAUUUGCCGCACCCAAAAAUAAAUAAAUAACACAUCAAAGGAAAAAAGAAAGAGAGAGAAAACAAAUAUAACGCUAGACCGAUAUUUUUAAAAGGCUGAAGACAACAAUGUACAACAAGCGUGUCGUAUUCACUACCCAUUUGUUUCCAACUGUCUUAUUCGCUAUAAAUUGCUUGUUAAGUAUUGUACAAAUAAACACACACAUACUUCCUUUCCAAUGAGAAAUCGGAAUGUCAAAAUAAUCUGUUGAAUCGAUCGCGAACAAGUAGGAGGUAUGCUUAUUAUGUUGUAUCUAUAUUGUUGUCUGCCCUCGUGAGAUUGAGUUGAGCUUAUACUUAAAGUUUUUUUUGCAUAAAUCUGCCUAUCACUGUGAAAUACUUUUUUUUUAUCACGUGUGCAUGUUUUUCCCCAAACCAAUUGGUUUGUUCUCAAUAAUUUCUCGUUUAUGAAUUUCGGUGUAUAUUUGUUUCUUUUGUACAAAUUAUUUGGUAAUCAUUUACUCCAUGGUGUGUUACUAUUGUCGAAUCUUUUGUCUAAAAUACACAUUUAUCUAUGAUUAAGAAAAAAAAAUUUUUUUAAUCAUUAUUUAGGAUUAUUCAUUUCCGUAUGAAUAAAAUUUGAUAUUUUGUUUCGUACUUGUACCGAAUCAUAAUGGGGAUCUGAUAGGAUAAAAAAUGAAUUUAGUACCGAGUAAUAAAACUAUUUCAAUCACGUAUUUAGAUAAAUUAACUUACUUGUGACUUACUAUUUAUUCGAUUGUGCGAAAUAUAUAUUUAGAUGUACGAUAUAUUGUGAUUAUUUUAUUGGAAAUUUACACGAAAGUAUUUGAAAAUUUACGCUUCGAUUAAAAUUACUCUUACUCUAGAUGUGCAUCGAUGCAAAUCGAUGCAGCUAAAUACUGUAACAGAAAUCGAGAGUUUCGUUCUCUAUAUAUUUUUAUUGAGCAUAAAUUUUCUCACGCAAAAACCAAAAAUCAGAACAAAUUGCAAAAUAGAGUUUUUCUGUGUUUGCUGUCUGUUCCUAUUUACUUAAGUUACUAAUAAAAAAUACGCGAAACGUAAGAGACACCAUUGAAAAAAUUACAAUUAUUAUUCGUGCAAAACAAAA